AUGGAGAACGAGGGUGACAGCAUUGAGGCUGUGCCUGUGGAAAUGCCACCCAAGUUUCCAUUGACCUUUUCAGAAGCAGCAACCGCUUCCGCUAUGGUUUUGGGCUUUGUUUUCGGCCUCUUCGCUGUUUACCUAACCAUUCCCCAUUCCGAUUACAGCUUCCUCAGGCUCCCUCGCACCCUUCAAGACCUUCAACUCCUACGGGAUCACCUUGAGAGAUAUACAAGUGAUUACACUGCACAGGUCCUAGUGGGAUACUGCGUGGUGUAUAUUUUCAUGCAGACUUUCAUGAUUCCGGGAACUGUGUUCAUGUCAUUGCUUGCUGGAGCACUUUUUGGGGUCUUCAAAGGUGUGGCUCUUGUCGUGUUUAAUGCUACAGCUGGAGCUUCUUCGUGUUACUUUCUGUCAAAACUAAUUGGAAGACCUCUUGUUUGCACUCUUUGGCCAGACAAGCUUAAAUUCUUUCAAGACCAGGUGGCUAGAAGAAGAAACAGUCUGUUGAACUACAUGCUUUUUCUGAGACUUACUCCGACCUUGCCAAACACAUUUAUUAAUGUUGCUUCUCCAAUUGUUGAUGUGCCAUAUCAUACUUUCUUCCUCGGAACUGUAAUUGGACUCAUUCCUGCUGCUUAUGUCACUGUCAGGAUAUGUGAAAGUAUCACCGCUGGAUUAGCUCUUGGAGAGUUGCAAUCCUUGGGGGAUCUUUAUGAUUUCAACUCAAUAGCUACAUUGUUCCUUAUAGGUCUUGUUUCAGUUACACCUACAUUCGUGAGGAAGAACAAAUUAUAA
This is a messenger RNA of Abrus precatorius (Indian licorice), 789 nucleotides long. RefSeq lists its product as uncharacterized. The record is from RefSeq and is a predicted model, not a curated record. Lineage: Eukaryota; Viridiplantae; Streptophyta; Magnoliopsida; Fabales; Fabaceae. The transcript is spliced from 4 exons. The coding region runs from base 1 to 789 and encodes 262 amino acids.